Molecule: messenger RNA, 1610 nt
Organism: Olea europaea var. sylvestris
Lineage: Eukaryota; Viridiplantae; Streptophyta; Magnoliopsida; Lamiales; Oleaceae
Product: E3 ubiquitin-protein ligase MARCH1-like
Exons: 8
Coding region: 312-1085 (257 amino acids)
Molecular function (GO): zinc ion binding
Source: RefSeq, a predicted model, not a curated record
AAACAGACGCCCAAUGUUUCGCCGAUCGGUGAUGACGCAUUUAUCUGUUUUCCAAUUCCAAUUCCAAUUCCAAUUCCAAUCUCUUUCUCUUUCUAGACUGCGGUAUCAGUUCCAGCUCCCAAUUCCCUCAAUUCAUUCAAAACCCUCGAAUCAUCUCCAAUCCAAAUCCCAAUGUGUUCAUUGAUUAUGCUCCGUGGAAUUCCCAAAUAUUGUUGAAUAUCAGGUUUUUUAAUCUUUGUUGAGAUGGUCUGUGGAAAUAGUAGCUUUGGAUAUGAUUGUUGCAAUUUAAUUUGCAUUCAAAAUUUUUAGCCAUGCAAUUAGUACCGAAUGAUAUUCGGACAGACGAUAUUUCAGAAACAGAGCCCAUUUUGUCGCAGCCUAGUAGAGUUGAGAGAUCAGAGGAAUCUUCAUCCUCAAUUGAAAUAACUGUGAGUGGCGAUUGUUCUAUAUCUGCUGAUGACCUUCCCAGUCCUGAUGUUCAUGAAAAUUACUCUCUGGUGCAAACAGACCAACAACAAUGCCGUAUAUGCCUUGAUACUGAAGGAGAAGAUUUGAUUGCACCGUGCCAUUGUAAAGGCACCCAAAAGUUUGUCCACAGAUCAUGUCUAGAUAAUUGGAGGUCAACAAAGGAGGGCUUUGCUUUUGCUCACUGUACAGAAUGCAGGGCAAUGUUUAUAUUGCGUGCAAAUGUCCCCCCUGACCGUUGGUGGCUGAGGUUAAAAUUUCAAUUUCUUGUUGCAAGGGACCAUGCAGUCAUUUUUGUUGUUGUUCAGCUGAUUGUUGCGUUUCUAGGUAUACUUGUGUACAAAUUUUAUGGAGAAGAACUCAGGGAAAUGUUUGGUUACGAAGAGCAUCCGUAUGGAUUCUACACAAUGGCAGUUUUAGCAAUUGUGUUGGUGGGAUUGCUUUAUGGAUUCUUCAUUGCAAUAAUAUGUGGACAGAGGAUCAAUGAGCGCCACUACCAUGUUCUUGCCAAACAAGAACUAACGAAGGAAUAUGUGGUAGAAGAUCGAGAAGCUGUUAAAGAAGUGCCUGAACUUGAUCCUAGCCAUGUAACAGAGCUGAGAAUGCUGGGCCUCUAUUAAGCCAAGAACUUUUGUCUGCCUAGUAGUCACUUCUGUAUGCAAUGAUUCACACGCCAAAGGACUUCUCACGUGAUUCGUUCAUCGUUACGUAGACUUCUGACAAGAUAUUGUUUAGCUUGCUGUCACGAUGCAGAUCUAGCUUUGUCAAACAAUGUGUGAGAUUGACCCCAGGACUCCUCGCUUUUAAUUUUUUAGAGUUUUAGUGGAUACCAUGUGAAGAGAACGCCCAAUUCUCGUGCAUUUAUAGAAUUCACGUCGUAGGUUUCACGAAGUUCAGUGGUGGCAUAUUCGGCCAAUAAGCCAAUAUGGCAACUUGCUAAACCUGUGUGGUUCUUGUGCUCAUGAUUUUUUCUUGCACGAAGUUGCACCACAUGAUUCUGCGCGAUUCUGUGCUCUACUUAUUUUCUACAUACUUCUGUGUUCUAGUAUUUUAAUCUGAGCUGAUUUUCCAUAAACUUUAUGAAAUGUGGGGGUAAAUGUGCAAUUUGGUUACAUUAAUGUAUUUCUAAUACCAAAAGUAUCCGU